AUGUUUUCAUUUCUAAACAACAACACAAAAGAACCACUACCACCAGGUCCUAAACCACUUCCCAUAAUCGGAAACCUCCACCAACUCGACAGCUCCAACCUCAAUCUCCAACUAUGGAACCUCUCAAAGAUCUACGGCUCCAUAUUCUCCCUUCAAAUAGGGUUCAAACCAGCCAUAGUUAUCUCCUCACCGAAACUCGCAAAGGAGGUUCUCAAAGACCAUGAUCUUGACGUUUCAAGCAGACCUCCGUCGCUCGGAACCACUAGACUCUCUUACAACGGUUUCGAUUUGAUUUUCUCUCCAUGCAGCGAGUACUGGAGAGAAAUCAGGAAGAUCUGCGUCGUUCAUUUCUUCAGCUCCAAGCGAAUCUCUGGAUUCUACCACAUCAGAAAAUCUGAAGUGGAAAGAAUGUUAGGCAAGAUAUCAGAGCACGUGAGUUCUUCGAAAACCACGAAUCUGAGUGAGAUAUUGAUGUCCGUGUCGAGUUCUAUAGUGUGCAGGAUUGCGUUCGGAAGAAGAUAUGAAGUUUAUAUGGCAAGAAACCAUUCAGAAGAUGAAGAUAUUGAAAAGCUUGUUUAUCUGAAAGCAGUGAUCAAAGAAACAUUAAGAUAUUAUGCACCUGCACCAUUGGUACCAAGAGAAUUCAACAAAAAUAGCAGAAUAGCAGGGUAUGAAAUUGAAGCCAAGACGAUAGUAUACGUAAAUGUGUUUGCCAUCCAUAGAGACCCUGAAACUUGGAAGGAUCCAGAAGGGUUUAGUUUGAUUACAUUUUAAAAUGAAUUGAUUUCUCAAACCAAACCAAAAUUCCAAACCAAUUUGAGUAUAAAUAGUUUAUUGAGUUCAUCCACCAUGCCUAAGCUACUGCUAUCUUAGAUUUUGUCCCCCCUUAGAAAUUCCAAUUAACUCAGCUUACUAAUCAAGUCUCAUUCAACAAAGAUUAAUCACUUACAGGUUACAGCAGUAAUAGCAGUAAAGUAUAAUAAUGUUUUAGCAACAAGGACCAUUCAACAGCAUUAUAAUAAAACGUUAAAUGAAUAAUAUAAAACAAUGGUGAGGUCAAUUUUACAUUGUCACGCAUAACGGUUCUCUUUCUCCAAU
Arachis ipaensis is the source of this 1098-nucleotide messenger RNA. NCBI's taxonomy places the organism in Eukaryota, Viridiplantae, Streptophyta, Magnoliopsida, Fabales, Fabaceae. The record is from RefSeq and is a predicted model, not a curated record.